AUGGGCCAUUUUCCAUCGUCUUUCCACAACCAAUUCAUUAUGUUAGCAGUAGACUAUGUGUCAAAGUGGGUUAAGGUAGCUGGAACAAAGAAAAAUGAUGGAAAAAUCAUCAUGAACUUUCUGCACAAGCACAUUUUCACAAGGUUUGGUACUCCCCGUGCUCUCAUUAAUGAUGAAGGGAGUCAUUUCUGCAAUAAGCAAAUUGAUGCUCUACUUGCUCGGUAUGGAGUAUACCACCGCACUACUUUAACAUAUCACCCUCAAUCAAAUAGUCAAGCUGAAAUAUCAAACAGGGAGGUGAAAAGUAUCAUUGAGAAGACGGUGGAUAGCUCCAAGAAAAAUUGGUCUAAGAAGCUUGAUGACACGCUUUGGGCCUAUAGGAUGGCAUUCAAAACUCCAAUUGGGAUGUCUCCUUAUAGGUUGGUUUUUGGGAAAGGGUGUCACUUACCAAUUGAACUAGAGCACCGAGCUUAUUGGGCAAUGAGGAAGCUAAAUUUUGAUGAGAGUGCAGUGGAACAGAAUAGGCUAUUGCAAUUAAAUGAGCUUGAUGAGUUUCGAAAUGAGGCCUAUGAGAAUGCCAAGAUUUACAAGGAGUGCACUAAGGCAUGGCAUGACAAGAACUUAAUCAUAAAAGAGUUUCAACCCAAACAACAAUAUGACAUUGUGUUGCUAGUGUUUGAUGAUAUUUCAGAUUUAUGGGAAGAAUUAUUGACAAAACCAAAAGAUAAAGAAAAGGCUGGAUUUUCCAUGGCUGAGAAUCAAGGAAAUGCAACAAACAAUGUUGCUAAUGUUAAUAAUAUCCCAAAUAUUGCAGCGGUCCCAGUGGACAGAGGACCAAGGACGCUUAGAGACUAUUCUACUAUUCAGUUUGGGGGGUUGCCCAUGGAAGAUCCUAAUUUGCACAUAUCCAAUUUCCUAGAGCUAUGUGCAACAUUGAAGAUGAACAGGGCGAGUGACGCUGCAAUUAGACUUAGAUUAUUUCCAUUCUCUCUACGAGACCAAGAGAAGAGUUGGCUAAUUUCACUGCAAGCUAAUUCUAUCACAACAUGGGAGGAGUUGGCUUAG
Humulus lupulus (European hop) is the source of this 1065-nucleotide messenger RNA. RefSeq lists its product as uncharacterized. Gene Ontology annotation, molecular function: nucleic acid binding. Bases 1 to 1065 code for a protein of 354 amino acids. The record is from RefSeq and is a predicted model, not a curated record. Gene Ontology annotation, biological process: DNA integration. The transcript is spliced from 5 exons. Lineage: Eukaryota; Viridiplantae; Streptophyta; Magnoliopsida; Rosales; Cannabaceae.